Molecule: messenger RNA, 1521 nt
Organism: Salmo salar (Atlantic salmon)
Lineage: Eukaryota; Metazoa; Chordata; Actinopteri; Salmoniformes; Salmonidae
Source: RefSeq, a predicted model, not a curated record
AUGGAAAGAGAGAGUGGAAGACAAGGAGAGUACGAGGAGGAAGGAGGAGUAAGACCCUAUCCAGGGCCAGAAUAUGACUAUUUGAAGGGUGCACCGGGUGAAAAUGGACUUCCAGGACCGAAGGGGGAACUUGGUGAAAAGGGGCACAAGGGUGAGCCAGGUAUUGGCCACAGAGGUCCUGUGGGACAGGCUGGUCCACCUGGAACUAAGGGUGAGCCUGGUGAACAGGGGCCUUCUGGAGCUCAGGGUAUCCAGGGUAUCCGUGGUAACCCCGGUAUUUCAGGUUCUCAGGGCGUGAGAGGCCAACCAGGAGACCCAGGAGAGGCGGGGAGAGAGGGGGACAGGGGUAGAAGGGGUAAGAAUGGAUCACCCGGGACUCCAGGAGCUAAAGGGAAACCUGGAAUAGAGGGUCCACCUGGUCUACCUGGGACGAAAGGAGAAAAGGGUGACAGUAUCCCGGGGGAACCAGGCGCCAGGGGUGUGGUCGGGAUCUCAGGUCGCAGGGGUGAAAAGGGCAUUGCAGGAGUCUUAGGAGCCCCAGGACACACUGGUCCAAAGGGCUUCCCGGGCAGCAAAGGAGCAAAGGGUGACAGAGGUUUAGCAGGAAUACAAGGAGAAAGGGGAAGCCCCCUCCAAAUCCAGGGACCGAGAGGCUACAAGGGCUUAAAAGGAGAAGGGGGAGAGCGAGGCUCCCCAGGUUUCGAUGGAGAUAAAGGAGAGAAGGGCGAGGAUGGGCCCCCGGGGUUCAAGGGCCUCAAAGGAGAGGCAGGGGCCAAAGGAGCCAUGGGGCUGUUUGGGGCCCGUGGACCAGUGGGCCAAAAGGGAGAUGCUGGCGAGCCUGGAGUCAAUGGAGAAGUGGGUCAUAACGGGGACGAUGGAUUGGACGGAGCCACAGGAGCCAAAGGAGACAUGGGACUCCAGGGACAGAAGGGAGAUCAGGGUGACAGAGGUGAACCUGGCUUACCGGGGGAUACUGGGCAGACAGGAGAGAAGGGAUUCCGAGGCCUACCUGGACGCAUAGGAAGCACUGGGCUAGAUGGAGAAAAGGGAGAGAUGGGUAUUCCUGGAACCCCAGGACAUCCAGGGCUCAAUGGACUCACAGGACGGAAGGGUGAAAAAGGGGACGGGGGUAUCAAUGGAGUAGAGGGAGCACCAGGACUAAAAGGAGAGAAGGGCGCCACUGGUUUCCCAGGGUUCCCUGGGUUUAAGGGGUCAGCAGGGACACCAGGCAGUGAUGGAGCGGAGGGGCGACCAGGACGUAAUGGGUCCAAGGGAGAGACAGGAACCAAGGGAGAGAGGGGCAGGAGAGGCAGAGGGAAGCCUUGUCAGACAGGACCACCUGGAAGUCCAGGACAAAGAGGAGGCAGUGGAGAGCUCGGAAACGAGGGACUGAAGGGAGAGAAAGGGGGAACCCGGACUCUCUGUAAGUGCAUCUUACUUAUUCCCACACACACGUUUGACACCUACCUGGUCCAAGACAUAUUUGUAUUGACAGACAGCUUGGUUGAAGACAGGGUCUAA